CUGAUUCGGAUGUGUCGUAAAACUAACGAAACCCCAACCGGAAGUUUUGUACUGAAAGUGAAAACAGCCGCAUCAGAGCGACAAUGAAUACCCGUGGACUGCGAUCACAGCUGAGGGACAGUGUACCGGUGACGGGCAUGGGUCCACAGGUUGGGGCUUAUGGCGUUCAGGACACACUCAGGAGCGGAUUUAGCAGUGUGAAAAAUGAGCUGCUUCCCAGCCAUGCGUUGGAGCUUUCAGAAAAGAAUUUUCAGCUGAACCAGGACAAGAUGAACUUCUCCACCCUCAGAAACAUCCAGGGCCUCCACGCUCCCCUCAAACUACAGAUGGAGUACAGGGCAGCCAGACAGCGUAUACCUUCCCUCUUUCCUCCCCAUCUCAGAUCCAGCGCCUGCCGUUCCUGCAGAGCUCACACCUGGCUCUGGACACUCUUAAAGGGAACGAUGAGAGCAUCAGCUUUGAGGACAUCCUCAACGAUCCAGCCCAGAGUGAGAUGAUGGGUGAGCCCCACAUCAUGGUGGAGUAUAAGCUGGGCAUGAUGUAAGAGCCGUCCGACCCCAGGACGUUUGUGUUUACCCGCUGUUAACGAGUUACCAUGUGACAUUGCUUCUGCUUUAAAGAUGGUCACUUACUUUCUCGUGACUUUUGUAUCAUUGGAUUCUUUUGUUUCUAAUAAAUCCUAUAACUCAA
Molecule: messenger RNA, 690 nt
Organism: Salmo salar (Atlantic salmon)
Lineage: Eukaryota; Metazoa; Chordata; Actinopteri; Salmoniformes; Salmonidae
Source: RefSeq, a predicted model, not a curated record